AUGCCAGCGCGCCGGCGUUUGAUACCUCCAUUUUCUCUCCAGUUGCCGUCAAUGCCGGCACCGUCUCCGUCCCCGCCGCCUCCGCGCCCUCCGCCCCUGCAUGCAGCCCCGCGGCAAUUCCGUCGCACACGCCCAGCCGCGGAGCCGCCUCCUGUCAUGAGGAACUGCAAGAUGGUGCGGGUGGCCAGCGUGCUGGGGCUGGUGAUGCUCAGCAUCGCGCUGCUCAUCCUCUCCUUCAUCAUCUGUGCGCACAUCUCCAGGUCCCAGUUCGCGCUGAAGUUCCUGGACCCCUCGUUUGUUCCCAUUAUGAACUUGCUGGGACACGAGUUGCAGGAGAAGCCCUCCAAGUGGGUGUUCAAUCGGACAGCAUUCACACAGCAGAAGCAAGAAAUCCUUCAGUAUGUCGAUGUCAUAAAAAAUUUUUCUUUGACCAAGAAUAGUGUCCAGAUUGGACAGCUGAUGCAUUAUGAUUAUUCCAGCCAUAAGUAUGUUUUUUCUAUAAGCAAUAACUUCAGAUCACUGCUUCCAGAUGUGUCACCGAUCCUGAAUAAGCAUUACAAUGUUUGCGCCGUGGUUGGAAACAGUGGAAUCUUGGCCGGAAGUCAGUGUGGGCAAGAAAUAGAUAAAUCUGAUUUUGUUUUUCGCUGCAAUUUUGCUCCAACUGAGGCAUUCCAAAAAGAUGUUGGAAGGAAAAUCAAUCUCACAACCUUCAAUCCCAGCAUCCUGGAAAAGUAUUACAACAAUCUUUUGACCAUUCAGGAUCGCAACAACUUCUUUUUAAGUUUAAAAAAGCUUGAUGGAGCCAUUAUUUGGAUUCCAGCUUUCUUCUUCCACACAUCAGCAACAGUCACAAGAACACUGGUUGACUUCUUUGUUGAGCAUCGAGGCCAACUAAAGGUCCAAUUGGCAUGGCCAGGAAAUAUAAUGCAACAUGUUAACAGAUACUGGAAAAACAAACACUUGUCACCAAAGCGGCUGAGCACAGGUAUUCUCAUGUAUACCCUUGCUUCUGCCAUUUGUGAAGAAAUUCACUUGUAUGGAUUCUGGCCCUUUGGGUUUGACCCCAACACAAGGGAGGACCUCCCAUAUCACUACUAUGACAAGAAAGGAACCAAGUUUACGACCAAGUGGCAGGAGUCCCACCAGCUGCCUGCAGAGUUCCAGCUCCUCUAUAGGAUGCAUGGUGAAGGACUGGCCAAACUGACCUUGUUGCAUUGUGCCUAAGAACCUAAAUCUUGAAGUCCCAAAUGAUGAUCUAAAAUGCGCCCAAAUCUGAGUUAAAUGUUCUUCAGAUAUAAUUCUAAAAGAAAUAUAUAUAUAUAUACUCACCCUAAUAUAUUUUCCAUAAUAUAAAGAUGUUUUUAAUCACCCUUGUCACCAUUCUUCAAAGGGUUUAAGCAUAUUUAGCAAUGCAGAAGCAUUUAUCAAAUUCUGUGGAUGCUAUUCAUGCAGCAGCACAGCAAAGGUGAAAUAUUUUGCUUUUAUACAUAUGCUAUUAAAUCUGUUUUAAAAUCUUUUCAUAUUUCAGCAUUCCACUAAAUGCCUCUAAACAUUUUAAUUUGUUUGUUCCUUUCAGAUUAGAACUAGAAUUAUGUUUUUCUCACAUGUUGCUGUGAGUAGUUCAGCAUACAUAGACUUGCCUUGGCCAAUUGAAAAAGCCACCCCAAAACCCCAGUUAAUUGUCACUUUCAAGUUCCUCAGUGUGGAACCCCACUUCCGCUGCUUGCAUAUUUUUGUAUUUACUGAAUUUUACUUUUUUAAGAACAAUAUUGAGGUCAAAAUAUGACUUGUACCUGGCUUCCUCAUCCCUCUGUGUGCCCCAAUGAAUGUGGAGAAUGGGGGGGAUAGGAUUCCCAGCCCAGUUAACUGCACAGGAAAGCAUCCCCCCCAACAGCCCCACUGGCACCAGAUCAGGGGGGAGAUGGAGUGAGGUUGGGGCAGCCCAAUUUCUGAGAAAUGGCCUUGAGAGGGAAGCGAGCACAGUGGGAAUACAGAGAGUAGGAGAUGUGAUUCCCAGAGUCCUCUUUCACAUUGCUAAGUCCCCAGUCAGACAACUGAAUUAGUGGUCUCAUGUUGCAGUCAAGAACAGAUAUUUGGGAAGAUGCAGCUUUCUAAGUACCUUUGAUGGUCAGACUGGUUGCAAAAAAGAUAAAUCUUAGGGUUGCUUGUAUUUGAAAAUCUUGGCCAUGAUGCCUCAGGAUAAAGGAGUCUGUAAAGCAACUGUUUUUCUUAUUAAAACAAGUAUGCAUCAAAGUAUUUUAACAUUUUAAUAUUAGUCUGUAUGAUGCUGAGAACUGAUUAUACGCUGGAAUAAGAUGCAAAAGGCAAUUUAAAAUCAUACCUUAAAAGUGCACAUUUUAGUGCACAGCACCCACACUUUGGGGGAAAAGUGACUGCAUCUGGCACACAACUAAAUUGGGCAUAUUCCAGCAGGGAGGAAACUUCACCCCUCUGCACUGGCUAUGAAUAUUGAGAUUUUUAAAGCCAUUUUGAAAACACCCUGUUCUUCCCUAUUUUAAUUAUGCAGCAUUUUCUGGCUUUUACUUUAGCAAUGGGCAUUUGGAGCUGCGAAGGGGCUCAGAUGCUCUCUGGCACCACCAGCCUGGCGCCCACAACUUCAGACAUGCUCGUGCAGGAGGCUGAUGGCUGCAAAGUUCCUUUCCGAAGGCACAAUCAUAUCAGCCCUUGGGCACUGCUAACUUGCCUCACUGCCUGCACUCGUCACUGCUCAUACAACAGAGCAUGACUUGUAGCAAGCAUCUUUAAGGAGACAUCGCUGUGAAGCAACACUAGUUCUAUGCUGUGUGGUGCUGUGUGAUUUAUUACUAAUAUUGCCAUUUAUUAUUUGUGUUGUAGCAGCAGCAGGACAGGGAGCACCCAUCUCUGCCAGACACUGUUCUCUGGGUGCCAGAACACACCCAAAAGCAGAUAAACAGAAAUUGCACAGGGAAGGAAGGGUUCUGCACCAGUUGUUAAUGACGUAUAGUGAUUAGCUAUUUCCAGUGCAAUUUGUCAUUGAGCUGUACUGGAGAUACAUGCUGGCUAAGCCUCCAUUUUAGGGUCUCAGCAUAGUGCCUGAGGCCACUGGCUUUACCUGGUGUCCCUCAGCCUCAAGGUGCCAUCCAGGUUGUGUUGAUGGAGGUGAGGUGCCAGCACCUGUGUCCAGAAGGAGGUGGGGGGGUUGGCUUGUGUCUCAGUGAGGCGAUGACCCAAAGGUACAGACAAAAAAAAAGGGAAUAAGAAACAAGCACCUUUUCAGGGCAGAAAAUGGUGUUCUGGUUAAAAUAGCAAGCAUGCUUCUGCCCGGCAAACCUGACUCCCUGCUCCUGGAUCUGCCAGUUGCAGCCUUUGUGUCCAGGACAGCAAAUCCUCUCUGCAUUCAUUAGCAUGUUAGCUAGACUCUUCCUGCCCCUUUGCUUGAUCCUCAACCUUCCCUUCAUUGUCUAUCUAAAUGAAUUCCUGAUGGUUCAGGGAAAAUAUUCACUAUUAUUUCUGAAUGUCUAGACAAAAAAAUAUAGCUAACUGAAAGCACACAAUGCAACAUGAUCAAUUCUUGCAAGUACAAAACCUUUCAGCUUACAACGUCAGGAGAAGCUCUAGGGAAAGGGCUCCCAGUGGCAGCCACGAGGUGAUGACACUGCAGGAACAUGGGAAUGGCCCACAAUGGAGGUGAGGAUAGGGUGGUGACAGUGCUGAGACAGAGCCAUCAAGUAGGGAAUGGAAAGAAGAGGUGUAUAUUGAAUAGGUGUGUUAUCUUUCCUUCUCUUUACAUCCUUGUUUUACGUUUUAGUUGCUUGCAUCUUUUCAGUGAAUGGUAGUAGGAUACACUGAAAAAAAAUACAUUUUGGCUACCAGUUUGAAUUGUGGAGUACACCAAAAGGCAAGUAUUUGUGAAAUAUAGCUAACUGUGAACGGAGGUUGCAAAAACAAAACAUUCAGAAAGCAGGUCUUCUGUAAAUGAAUGUCUAUUCUAAUGGCUAUACAGUACAAUGCCUGAUGGAGUUGUUUUGAAUAAAAAGAUUAAUACUAAAAA
Messenger RNA from Meleagris gallopavo (turkey), 4033 nucleotides. The record is from RefSeq and is a predicted model, not a curated record. NCBI's taxonomy places the organism in Eukaryota, Metazoa, Chordata, Aves, Galliformes, Phasianidae.